AACAGCGAGGAGGGAAGGGGACUAGGGCCGGCAUUCGGGAUUCGUGAGGGCGGCUGCUGUAGGCUCUGAGCGAGUGCUGCCGCCGGCUCUGAGCGAGUGCUGGUGUCUCCCGCCUGGGCCUGUGUCCGGGCCUGGCACCGCUUCCCCGCGGUCGCUCUCUCGCGUCUCUUCCGGGGUACACUCAGGCCCGGGUCUUAGGUUAAUAAAAAGGAAAAAAAGCCAAAAUGGCCUCAGGUGCGGUAGCGAACGCCCCUCCUGCAGGAGGGGCAAAUGAUGUGAGCCUGGAGGAACCAAAGAAGAUGACGAGGGAAGAUUGGAGGAAGAAGAAGGAGCUAGAAGAACAGAGAAAACUAGGAAAUGCACCUGCUGAAGUGGAUGAAGAAGGAAAAGAUAUCAACCCUCAUAUUCCUCAGUACAUCUCCUCGGUACCAUGGUACAUAGAUCCUUCUAAAAGACCCACGCUAAAGCAUCAGAGACCUCAGCCAGAGAAGCAGAAACAGUAUAACUCCUCUGGAGAUUGGUACAAACGAGGAGUUCAGGAGCACGCUGUGGCCACAAGGUACCGCAAAGGAGCCUGUGAGAACUGCGGGGCACUGACACACAAAAAGAAAGACUGCAUGGAGAGACCCAGGAAAGUUGGAGCAAAAUAUACAGGCAUGAAUAUUGCCCCAGAUGAACAUGUGCAACCUCAGCUGAUGUUUGAUUACGAUGGGAAACGAGACCGGUGGAAUGGUUAUAACCCAGAGGAGCACAUGAAAAUUGUUGAGGAAUAUUCCAAGGUUGAUUUGGCCAAACGUACCCUUAAAGCCCAGAAGCUUCAGGAGGAAUUGGCAUCAGGGAAGCUGGAGCAAGUGAACUCCCCAAGACACCAGUGGGGAGAAGAGGAAUCAAAUUCACAGACAGAAAGAGAUCAUAACAGUGAAGAUGAAGAUGAAGACAAAUAUGCAGAUGACAUUGAUAUGCCUGGGCAGAACUUUGACUCUAAAAGACGCAUCACGGUCCGAAAUUUACGUAUUCGGGAAGAUAUUGCUAAAUACUUGAGGAAUCUAGAUCCAAACUCUGCUUAUUACGAUCCCAAAACAAGAGCAAUGAGGGAGAACCCUUAUGCCAACACAGGCAAGAAUCCAGACGAAGUUGGUUAUGCGGGUGACAACUUCGUUCGCUACACAGGCGAUACCAUUUCAAUGGCACAGACUCAGCUGUUUGCCUGGGAGGCUUAUGACAAAGGCUCUGAAGUUCAUCUUCAAGCGGACCCUACAAAAUUAGAACUCCUUUAUAAAUCUUUCAAAGUGAAAAAAGAAGAUUUCAAGGCACAGCAGAAAGAAAGCAUCCUAGAGAAGUAUGGAGGACAAGAACAUUUAGAUGCCCCUCCUGCUGAACUGCUGUUAGCUCAAACAGAAGAUUAUGUGGAGUAUUCUAGGCAUGGAACAGUCAUCAAAGGACAGGAGAAAGCUAUUGCUUGUUCUAAGUAUGAAGAGGAUGUGAAGAUCAACAACCAUACAUGCAUUUGGGGCUCAUAUUGGAAAGAAGGCAAGUGGGGUUACAAGUGCUGUCACUCCUUUGUCAAGUACUCCUACUGUACAGGAGAAGCAGGGAAAGAAAUUGCUAAUGCAGAGGCAAGUUUAAUGGAAGAGCAGCUUGAGGAAGAAGAACACAUGACAAAACCCAAAACACUGAUGGAGAUUCACCAAGAGAAACAGAAAGAGAAGAAAAAGAAGAAGCACAAGAAGAGCUCAAAUUCUGAUAGUGAGGGUGAAGAGAAAAAGAAGCAAGAAAAACUAAAAAAGGCACUAAAUGCUGAGGAGGCUCGACUUCUCCACAUCAAAGAAAUCAUGCAGUUAGAUGAGAGGAAGAGACCAUACAACAGCCAGUAUGAAGCCAGGGAGCCAACAGAAGAGGAGAUGGAGGCCUACAGAAUGAAACGGCAGAGACCUGAUGAUCCCAUGGCGUCUUUUCUUGGGCAGUAGUCACAGAGGGCAUCAUUCCAGUACAUGAGACUUCUUCCACAGUUAUUUACAACUGUCUAGACACUUGAUUCCUUUGCACGUGUCUAAAAUGUAUAAAUUGUGCUCCGAAGAACUUUGUGAAAGCUUCUUUCAGCUGACAUGAGCAGUCUGGUACUUCCUGGAGUUUUGUAAAUGUGUGUGUAUACAAAUACAGGCACAUAUAUAUAUACAUACAUAUCUAUAACAUAUGUAUAGAUAAAAUACAUACACCUACUCUGUAAAUUCUUGAAGGGAAGAGAUUUAACUGAAAUCUUAGGUUUAUUUGUCCAACUAAUGUAUAUAUAAAAAUUUGACCAACUAGUGCAUAAAGUUGUGAUACAGUAAAACAGACUAAUCAGAAGAAAUGGUUAGCAGGCGUCAAUGUAGAACCAAAGACUCUUGACAAAAAAUUGACACAACUAUUACUAGAGCUUCUUACUUGUGAAGCCUGUCUCUUUACUUGAAUACAUAGUUUCUUGAUAACUUUGCAGUAAGUACUUUGGAAAUAUAAUAAUUUUUACAUUUCCAAAGUACUUAUUGCAAAGUUAUUGCUUUGUUCUGGUUAAAUCAAUAUAAAGAUCUUAAGUGCUGUCUAGCCUUUUAAAUGAAAGGGUUUGGAGAAACUGACUGUAGCAUUUUUAAAUUCUAGUUGUUUCUUCAGAUAUAUUUCCACAGAAAUUUCAAUUUCAAAGAUCUGAGUUCUUGUGUUUCCUUUUGAUAACAGUGUCCUUUUACAUGGUGUGACAUGUGAGAAUGUGAAGCAGCAUCUGCUUUGGUUUGGCAGUAUUAGUCCUUAAACUGGGAGUUUUCCCCUUUUAACUAAUUAAAAGUUCAAGAACGGGGUAAAAAACUGCACAGCAUUACUUUAGAGUUGGAAGGCUUGGGAAUUACUUCUGUUGAGUCUUUCCAAGGAAAAACUGCUCUUUUCCAUAAAUAAGUACUAACAGAAAACAUA
This is a messenger RNA of Catharus ustulatus (Swainson's thrush), 2940 nucleotides long. RefSeq names its product SLU7 homolog, splicing factor (gene SLU7). Gene Ontology annotation, molecular function: pre-mRNA 3'-splice site binding. The transcript is spliced from 16 exons. Lineage: Eukaryota; Metazoa; Chordata; Aves; Passeriformes; Turdidae. The record is from RefSeq and is a predicted model, not a curated record. Gene Ontology annotation, cellular component: spliceosomal complex. Gene Ontology annotation, biological process: mRNA splicing, via spliceosome. The coding region runs from base 225 to 1967 and encodes 580 amino acids.